GUGCAAGACGAGCGAGGACGAUUGCGCCUUCAUGGACCGCAGUCUGCAUUUCGACAUUCUAGAAUGCCUGAGCCUGCGUCUGAGCCACACCAACAGGAACAGGCUGGCUUUGCGCGCUUCCUUCCAGACUUUUUCUUGACGAGGGAGCAGCACGACAUGGCCCUCGAUCGGUUCUUCCGCUAUUUUGGAUGUUGGGCGCAACGGGUUACCCCCCAUCUGUUCUACCGCGACAUGGAAGCCGCGCAGUGGACUGAGGUAUCCGAGCUGCCUGUCGCUACACCUAAUUACUCCCCCCUCCUACACAACUACAUCCUUGCUGUUGGACUGGCGUUCAGUGACGAAGAGCACUUGCGCGCGCAGACCACCCGGCGACUGUUUGCGACCGAAGGGGACCGCACUCUGGACCGAGAGUGCUCCAUGCCCUGUGUUGGAACGGUUCAAGGUCUGGCGAUCCGUGCAAGCUGGGCGAGCACCAUGGGCGACUAUUCCCUCGGCUGGGUGUACCAGGGCCUCGCCACCCGCGUGUGCUAUGCGCUUGGUCUGAAUGUGGAUACCCGCCCUCUUGUGGCCAAAGGCAAGCUCGACCACGAGUCCGCCGUCCAGCGUGAUGUCACAUUCUGGACAUGCUACUGUCAAGAGGCACUAUGGGCGCAGUACAUUGGCCGCAAGCCCAUUAUGAUGGAGUACUCUUUGCCCCUCCCGACUGCCGAUCCAGCAACAGACGACAUGCUCUGGAUGUGGCCCCAGGGCCUACGGCAGUCCGUACCGCCUCAGAAAAGCUACUUGAGCACGGCCUUCGUACACACCGCCAUCCUUAUGCAGGCCUGCACGGAGAUCACGCGAACGCUAUAUGCGGGGCGAUCCGACAAGUCAGCAUUAGUCGAGAACGGGACUGUUGAGCGCUUCAGUGACACACUUGAUCGCAUCUUGGAGGGGAUGCCUGCGUGCCUCCAUGUCGAUCCCACCAGGGCCGACCCCGUGCUGCCCCACAUCCUGAUGGGCCAUCUUGCGUUCUCAUGGACCGUGAUCCUGCUCUAUCAACCCUUCUCCCAGGUGACCAGGGCUGUGCCAGAUGGCCCUUUCGAGAAGAUCGGCCUAAUUGCCAUGACGCGAUGUCACCAAGCUGCCUUGAGAAUCGUCCAACUGGUCGCGCUCUGGGGUGAGCAGCACUCUUUGCGCUUCACGCCCCCAACACUAUCGGCAAUCAUCUACUCGGCGGGCACCAGUUUCUUACUGGCCGCAGCGCAGGCAGGGUUGCCAUCUCAGACUGCUGCGGCAAUGCAGAAGGUCCAUGUCUGCCUAGGUUUUCUUGAGGACAUCGGGUGCACGUGGAAGGCGGGCCGGCAACAGGCGGCAGUAUUGCGCGGCCUAUUGGAUCAGUGUGCGCAGGCGAGCCGGGAGGUGCCCGCGCUAUUGGGGAUCGAGAGAGGCUGGGAUGGGCCCCGAGCGGACGAGCCGUGA
This is a messenger RNA of Cutaneotrichosporon oleaginosum, 1461 nucleotides long. RefSeq lists its product as uncharacterized. Gene Ontology annotation, biological process: regulation of DNA-templated transcription; DNA-templated transcription. NCBI's taxonomy places the organism in Eukaryota, Fungi, Basidiomycota, Tremellomycetes, Trichosporonales, Trichosporonaceae. Gene Ontology annotation, molecular function: zinc ion binding; DNA-binding transcription factor activity, RNA polymerase II-specific; DNA binding. The record is from RefSeq and is a predicted model, not a curated record.